Molecule: messenger RNA, 2135 nt
Organism: Symbiodinium necroappetens
Lineage: Eukaryota; Dinophyceae; Suessiales; Symbiodiniaceae
Source: the annotation of a GenBank genome assembly
AUGCUGGUGCUGGAUGGAAAUCCGCAGGAGACGAUCAACGUCGUCUCUGUCAGCCUUGCCAUUGGGCUCGUGGGAGUGCCGGUGGCUUCGCAAGCUGCCGCGACGAUAUGGAGCCGAUUUCGAUACAAAGAUCGUCAGGAUGAGAAAUCCCAUGGCGAGGUGGAUUCGAGCAGCAGACCGGCUGCGUGGGUGGUGUCCUUGCUCAUCUAUAGCUACGGCUUGCUGAUCCCGGCUUUGUGCCUGACUCUCUUUAAUAUGAUGAUCGGAGCCGUGGAUGCAGUCGUCUUAGAAGCCAAAUCUGAGAGUACAUUCGGCCUCAUCAGCUUGCUUGCCGAGACCGGCUCUUGGACAGGAGCUGUACUUGUCACUACUUUCGCCAUAGUAAUCCCUCUGCUGAAGCUGUACCUCUUGCUUCAUGCAGAAUGUAUCCGACGGAGCAAGGACGUGCGCCAAGUCUCUCGGGCCCGACACUACAUCGGCUUCGUUCAAGUGAUCUCCAAGUGGGCAUGCCCGGACAUGAUUGCCUACAUUUUCCUUCUUUACUUGGUGCGACACUUGAACCGACCGCCCAUCAAUGGCCUCUUCACGCUGGACAUCGGAUUUGCCUGUUAUACGCUGUUCUGUUGGGGGUCAACCAUCUCCUCGUUGGGUAUUCACCCACCCAGGCUGCCAGAUGAGUCCCGCAAGAUGGACCUGCGCUCGCCAGCUGACCCUUUCACCAUCAAGAUCUUCGGAAAGAAAGGAGCUGCGGCUCUCAUGCUGUUGCUGUUCAUGAUCUUUGCAGUGCUUUUCAUCUUGGGGAUGAGGUGGCCGGUGCUGGGACUUCGCCUGGAUGCGAAGAUAUUGAAGCAGAACGGGCUCCCCCCGUGGCAGAUCCGUGUCAUGGAGGACAUGCACGUAGCAGAGCAUGCCAAAGCGGAUGUGACGAUCUUUCAGUGCCUGCAGACACUGGCAGAAUUUCAGGCCGAAGCCUUUGAUGCCAGUGCACUUCUGGCAAUCAUCAUGCUCGCCGUGUUUGUGAUUGGCCUUCCUGUACUGGACAUGUUGACGAUUGCAAUCUCCUCGUUGCGAUUUUUCGUCAGUGAUGCAGCUGCGAUUGUAUUGGAGGAGGCUGGCUUCUCUCUGGUAAAGUUGUCAAGACGAUUGAGAAAGCUGGCAAUGUUGGAUGUAUUGCUUCUCGGUGUCAUUGUCGUCGUUUUGAGUGCUUCCAUAUAUCGCAGUCAAGGCAUGGUCUUAUUCCCAGGAUGGGGCCUUCUGGUCCUCACUGGUGCUGAGUUGGCGCACUACGCUGCCGGCUGGUCACUCUGGGGCCUGACUCGCGUGGUGCGGCCAGCUGCUUCCGAGGCGAAAGCCCUGGACCACCCAUCAUCUGGGCGACAGACGACAGUGACUCCACAGAAUGUUCACUUUGAGCUUUGCGAGCCGUUGCUGAAUGAACCUUGUAAAGUGUACGGUUAUGCGAUGGCUACCUUCGCCUCUGCGCGAAAAGCAGCUGCGAAGAUAUUCGGGAUGCAGAUUUCAGCCGGUGCUGUCAUCGCCUUCAGCACUGUAGAUCUGAAGCGAUAUGAAGGUUGCAAUUGCCCAUUGACGAAUUUCGAGACAGGCACGGCUUUGGUGACCUGUGGUCACCCAUAUCCAGGGAGAGACUGGCUGCGGCAAGUCUACUCGUCUGCCACAGUUUAUCCUCGAGGCAGUGCUCAAACGUUCGAUCUUUUCCUCACCGAGGUUGCUCCGAUGAUCCCCGAUGGCUGUGUUCAAGAGGCGGAUGGCCGCUGUGACGCUCGGGCCUUAUUUCCACCACAGCUAGCAAAGCGUGUCGCCUCCGUUCUCGGCGAGGAGAUCGGACAGGGAACCGUUGGCUACAGGAUCAGUGGUGACACCAUCAACGGCAAGCUAUGUUUCGUCACGGUGGGAUACCUCCUGCAAAGACUGGUCAACAACCCUGAGGAUUUUCAGCGCUACACGCAUGUGGUCUUAGAUGAGGUGCACGAGCGCGGUGUGGACGCUGACCUCCUUUCCCUGGUCAUCAAGUUGUUAAUGCACUGUUGCCCUACGGUGAAACUUAUUGUGAUGUCAGCAACCCUUCAAGCCACGCUUUUCGCCGAUUAUUUUUCAUCGCUCCAUCCUGGGAGACG